UCCUUUGUCGGAGAUCACAUUCCUGCCCCUGAGGCUCCGAGGGUUUUGGAAGGAAGGACGCCCGCACCAUCAGUCCUUACAGCCCGGAGGCCACGUGACACCCAGGCUCUGUGGCCCAAGCCUUCCGGGUGUUGUUCUGCGCUCUGGCACGUGCUGCUUGAACUCUGCACAGGAGGGAAGCUGGUUUGGAGAAAACUGUUAGGUCAGCGCUCCUCCCCUCUGGACACUGUCCUUUUCCUCCUUCUGGAUGCGUGGCCAACUUCAUCUCUACACUGGACGCGUUCAACCUUUUCCAUCUCAUGGCACCCAUAAACUUCUAAAAUUCUGCAAGCACGCCAAAAAUGUAUUUUAUGUCCAUCUGACAGGAAAAAAUAGAUGAGGAAACAGUCCUAGAGACUUUAAGUGACUUUCCCCAAGGCCAAACGACUAUUAAUAAAAGGCAGGUCAGCUGGAAUUCAAACCAAGGUCCCACUCCGAAGCCCGUGCUCUCAAACAACACUUGACAUUGCCUCAAUGACCAAAGACGGCGUGGUGAAUGCAUGGUCGGUGGUACAAUGGAAACCGGAGGGCCACCAAGUCCAGGGCUCAUGCUGCCGGUCACCACUCAGCCGAAAAGCAGAGACAGGGACCGGGCUGCAAUCGCGCUUUUAUUACUGUCAGAGGCCGGCAGUCUGAGAAGGUGGUGAUGUCUUUUGGCCUGGAGCGGGGCCUACCAUCCAGAACUGUGUCUGGUGGCCUUUGUUGUCUGGAAUAGCUUGCCCAAGUUCACAUGGCUGAUGAAUGGACAACCAGAGACUACCAUGCCAGCUUUCCUACCAGCUGCUAGCGGUCGCUUCCUCGUUCCCUGUUUGGGAGUGCAGAGGAAAGAGACUCAUCGCUGUUCACUGAUGGGGCCUGGUCCCCGCUUCUCAGCAGAACUGAAAUCCACCAUGGGAGACGAAGACUGGGAAGCCGAAAUCAUCACACCCCACCUGUCUUCCUAUGUUCCCGUAUUUGAGAAGGACAGGUGUUCUUCUGGAGCAAACGGGGACACUUUCCACAGGAGCCCAGUCUCGUCAUCAGACUUGGACGCGGGACCUUCUCAGAGAGACCAUUUCAUGACGAGGGGAUUCGCCUCUGGGCGGAGUUGGGGAAACAGAGAUGCCAGCGAGUGCAGUAAAAGGGAGGCGCCCUCUGCAGCAGGCGGCUUUGGAGUUGGCAAGGGCUUUGGGAGCAGAGGUUUCUCAGGUAACAGGCUGGAAGAGGGCGACAGCUGUGGCUUCUGGAGAGAGCCCAGCAGCGACGGCGAAGGCAGCCAGCCGCGGAGCAGAGGGUUCCCCAGGAGAGGAGGCUAUCAAGACGGGAACGAUCCGGAAGCGUCGGGCUCAUCCAGGAGAGGCGGAAGAGGGGGCUUCCGCGGCUGCCGAGCGGGAUUCGGUCCAGGAAGUCUAAACAGUGAGUACGAUCGGGACGAGGGGACACAGCGCGCAGGCGGCCUUUUUGGAUCCAGGCGACCAGCGUUGAGCGGCGCAGGCAAUGGCGACGUUUUCCCAAACCGGGGUGGAGGCGGACGAGGUGGUUACAAAGGUUUAAAUGAGGAAGUGGUAACAAGCUCUGGAAAGAGUUCUUGGAAAUCAGCAGCGGAAGGAGCAGAGAGUGUCGACACCCCAGGCCCCAAGGUGACCUACAUCCCCCCGCCGCCACCCGAGGACGAGGGCUCCAUCUUCGCGCACUACCAGACGGGCAUCAACUUCGACAAGUACGACAGCAUCCUGGUGGAGGUUUCCGGGCACAACGCGCCCCCGGCGAUCUUGACGUUCGAAGAAGCUGACCUCUGUCAGACGCUGAGCAACAACAUCGCCAAAGCCGGCUACACCAAGCUGACGCCUGUGCAGAAGUACAGCAUCCCCAUCAUCCUCGCCGGGCGGGACCUGAUGGCCUGCGCUCAGACGGGGUCCGGGAAAACCGCAGCCUUUCUCUUGCCCAUCCUGGCCCACAUGAUGCGUGACGGCGUGACCGCCAGCCGCUUCCGGGACCUGCAGGAGCCCCAGUGCCUGGUCGUGGCCCCCACCCGGGAGCUAGUCAACCAGAUCUUCCUCGAGGCCCGGAAGUUCUCCUUCGGGACCUGCGUGAGAGCCGUGGUCAUAUACGGGGGGACCCAGUUCGGGCACUCGGUCCGGCAGAUCGUCCAGGGCUGCAACGUGUUGUGCGCCACGCCGGGGCGGCUGAUGGACGUCAUCAGCAAAGAGAAGAUCGGCCUUAGACAAGUCAGGUACUUAGUGUUGGACGAAGCCGACCGCAUGCUGGACAUGGGCUUUGGGCCCGAGAUGAAGAAACUGAUUUCCUGCCCGGGGAUGCCGCCGAAGGAGCAGCGCCAGACCCUCAUGUUCAGCGCCACCUUCCCGGAGGAGAUUCAGAGGUUGGCCGGGGAGUUUCUGAAGUCGAACUACCUGUUCGUCGCUGUUGGACAAGUGGGCGGAGCCUGUACAGACGUGCGGCAGACCGUCCUGCAGGUGGGCCAGUACGCGAAGAGGGAGAAGCUCGUGGAAGUCCUGCGCAGCACAGGUGAUGAAAGAACUAUGGUCUUUGUCGAAACUAAGAAAAAGGCAGAUUUUAUCGCCACUUUUCUUUGUCAAGAAAAAAUACCCACAACAAGUAUUCACGGGGACCGUGAGCAGAGAGAGCGCGAGCAGGCCCUCGGAGACUUCCGCUGCGGGAAGUGCCCGGUUCUGGUGGCCACCUCAGUGGCUGCCCGGGGACUGGACAUCGAGAACGUCCAACACGUCAUCAACUUCGACCUGCCAUCAGCCAUCGACGAGUACGUGCACCGCAUUGGGCGCACCGGCCGCUGCGGCAACACCGGCAGGGCGCUCUCCUUCUUCGAUCCGGAGGCGGACCGGCUCCUGGCACAGCCGCUGGUGAAAGUGCUGUCCGACGCUCAGCAGGACGUCCCCGCGUGGCUGGAGGAGAUCGCCUACAGCACCUGCCUGCCUGGCUUCAGUGGGAGCCCCCGAGGAAGCGUGUUCACGUCCGUGGACACCAGAAAGAGUUACCAGGGCAGGGGCGCCCUGAGCGCGGCGGGGUUCUCGCCCCCCCAGGCCCCCGCCCCCGCGGAGGAGGAGUCCUGGGACUGAUGCUGACGCCGCCCCGCGCUGCAGCUUCGAGGGCGGAAGAGGCGGCUUUGACCCUGAGUUUUCAACGGCGGCCAGCAUGCAGCCGGGCCGCGCGUCUCCUGCCUCUGUUCUCACUCCCACCCGUGCAAACCCCCACUGACCAGCUGUGUGAAGUGCUGACAGUUACAGCCUUGCGAUCCCCGUGCAAACGGUGUUGACUGGCUGAUUAAAACCUUCG
Artibeus jamaicensis (Jamaican fruit-eating bat) is the source of this 3330-nucleotide messenger RNA. RefSeq names its product DEAD-box helicase 4 (gene DDX4). NCBI's taxonomy places the organism in Eukaryota, Metazoa, Chordata, Mammalia, Chiroptera, Phyllostomidae. Bases 777 to 3113 code for a protein of 778 amino acids. The record is from RefSeq and is a predicted model, not a curated record. Gene Ontology annotation, molecular function: RNA helicase activity; RNA binding; ATP binding. Gene Ontology annotation, biological process: gamete generation; cell differentiation. The transcript has 24 exons. Gene Ontology annotation, cellular component: P granule; nucleus.